AUGUUUAAGUCUCUCCGCAAUAUGGUUUCCAGCAUUCGAUCGGCCGGGUGCCUAAUAAUUGGUGAUGAGGUCCUAAAUGGAAAAAUUCGAGAUGAGAACUCAUACGAGUUUGCCAAGUAUUGUUUUAAUACUUUGUCAGUUCCUAUGAAGAAGAUUAUUGUUUGUGGGGACGACAAAGACGAUAUUGUCAAAUCAAUUAAGAUCUUGAGGGAGGAAAAAUGUGACUUCAUAGUUACAAGUGGGGGAAUUGGCUCUACACAUGAUGAUAUUACGUAUGACGCUAUUGCUGAAGCUUUUGGUGUUCCAUGUGAACUUGAUCUGGAAACAGUGGAAAGAAUGCGAUCGAUCAGGGGAGGCUAUUUGGAUCUGCUUUCACCUUCCCAGUUGAGCGCUUUCUAUCGAAUGGCAACCUUACCACAACAAACAUCGGAGGUAUCUGUGCUGAAACUUUAUACGGAAUCCUCAUUAUGGGUGCCUAUUGUAGGCCUUCAACACCAGGUGUACAUUUUACCCGGUGUGCCCGAGCUCUUCAGAAAGCUCUUGGUGGGACUUGGAGAUCACUUGAAGGCAAGAGUUAUUCUGAAAGCCUACCAGAGAUUCUACGUUCAAACAUCGACAAAGGAAAGUAACUUAGCUCCAUUCUUAUCUGCAUUGCAAAAGACUUGCGAUGAAAAAUUUGGCGCUCAGCAAGUGAAACUUGGUUCAUACCCUCAUUUUUCAUGGAAAACUGUUACAAUCAGCAUUAUCGGCGAUGAUACUGUGCCCCAGGAAGCAUUAUUGGAUAUAGUCGACCAGGUAAUUGUGGGUGUCGGCGGAGGAGCCAAACAAAUCGAUGCCCAGGAAGAAGAUUUCAUCUCUUCCCACGAGAAAGAUAAAGAAUGA
This is a messenger RNA of Clavispora lusitaniae ATCC 42720, 882 nucleotides long. RefSeq lists its product as uncharacterized. NCBI's taxonomy places the organism in Eukaryota, Fungi, Ascomycota, Pichiomycetes, Serinales, Metschnikowiaceae. The record is from RefSeq and is a predicted model, not a curated record.